UAAGCUGGCUGUGAAAAGAAGCAAAGAAGGUGCGCGGUUUCACAAGCUUUUUCGAUUAUUAAUUAGUUAUUUAUUUGGUGCUUUUUUGUGCAAUACUGGUUUAUACCGUGCGCCGGUGUUUCUCGUGCAACUCGCCGCUGUUAUUCCGUCGUGCUGUAAUCGUGCAACCAUGGGUCUCUUUGGCAAAUCCCAAGACCGAAACCCUAAAGAUAUGGUCCAGGAAUGGUCGUCGAAGCUACGCAAAGAAUCGUUCGCACUCGACCGGCAGAUACGCUCCAUCCAGCGUGAGGAGGACAAAAUAAAACGUUCGCUCAAGGAGGCGGCCAAAAAGAACGACAAGGAGGUGUGCACGAUACUGGCGAAAGAGCUCAUCCGGUCGCGGAAAGCGAUCAACAAAAUCUACACCAGCAAGGCACACAUAAACUCGGUGCAGCUACAGAUGAAAAACCAGAUGGCGACGGUGCGAGUGGCGGGCUCGCUGGCUAAAUCGACCGAGGUGAUGCAGGCGAUGCAGGCGCUCGUAAAGCUACCGGAGGUGGCCGCCUCGAUGCGCGAAAUGUCGAAGGAGAUGAUGAAGGCCGGCAUCAUCGAGGAAAUGAUCGACGAAACGAUGGAAUCGCUCGAGGACGUGGAGGAGAUGGAGGAAGAAGCGCAAAAGGAGAUCGACCAUGUGCUGUGGGAGAUAACGGCAGGCAAGCUGGGCGAAGCUCCGGCCACACCGCUCGCCAACCCAACGAAGGACGAACCGUCGACAUCAAGGGCCGAAGAGGAGGAGGAUGAAGAGGACGAUAUGAAGGAGAUGCAGAGCCGAUUGCAGGCACUGAGGUCGUGAAUGGGAGCUGCCCUUUCAUCCUCCUCCACCUUAUACUGACCACCUUCAGGGGUUUUGCUUAACAGUAACACACAGACACACACUCACACUCAAAUACAAAACUUAAAUACUGUCCGUUCGUUGCAACGUUGCAGUCACUAGUUAUUUACCCUUUUUGCCCACAAAGAUACAAAUUCAAGAAGAAGAAAAGGUAUAUCCUGAAAGGAAUUUCUUCCCUGAUUAUAAAUGUUAAAAUAAAAUAUAACUUAUCUUACCUUUUCUGUACAUUUCACUGCUCACCCAACACACGACACCGGAGUUGUGUCUUUUGCUCUUUUCA
Anopheles moucheti is the source of this 1151-nucleotide messenger RNA. It is a transcript of the gene Vps24, whose product is annotated as charged multivesicular body protein 3. The record is from RefSeq and is a predicted model, not a curated record. Bases 170 to 832 code for a protein of 220 amino acids. NCBI's taxonomy places the organism in Eukaryota, Metazoa, Arthropoda, Insecta, Diptera, Culicidae. Gene Ontology annotation, biological process: endosome transport via multivesicular body sorting pathway; protein transport; late endosome to vacuole transport. Gene Ontology annotation, cellular component: multivesicular body; ESCRT III complex. The transcript has 2 exons.